This is a messenger RNA of Daucus carota subsp. sativus, 5955 nucleotides long. RefSeq lists its product as uncharacterized. Lineage: Eukaryota; Viridiplantae; Streptophyta; Magnoliopsida; Apiales; Apiaceae. Gene Ontology annotation, cellular component: nucleolus; TRAMP complex. Bases 155 to 4804 code for a protein of 1549 amino acids. The transcript is spliced from 19 exons. Gene Ontology annotation, molecular function: poly(A) RNA polymerase activity; mRNA binding. Gene Ontology annotation, biological process: RNA 3'-end processing. The record is from RefSeq and is a predicted model, not a curated record.
GAAGAACAGCCAAGAAAACUUGGUAGCAUGAAACACACAUUCAUGUUAUUACAUCAUUCCAUUUUCUCUCUCCCAUUGUCUCUCUUGACAUCUCCGAACAUCCUCAAAUUUCAAACACAAUUCCUUAAAAUUUCAUCAAAACUAACCUCAAAACAUGAAUUCAAAGCAACAACUAAUGGACACACUCACAUCACACAUAUCAUUGUACCACUCUCGAUCAGCUCCCCCAAUUCACACAAACCCUAACCCUAGAGCUUCGAUUUUGAAAUGGUUCAAAUCUCUCAGUGUUCAUCAACGUCGAUCGUGUCUCACGAUCGUUGAUUUCAAGUUUGUUCAGGUGUUGUUGGAGAUGGACGCGAAAUUACGCGUCCAUGGUCGUGGUUUGUUUAUUGUUUUGAGUGAUAUGAUGUCGGAUGAGCGGCCCGAGAUUCCGAGCGUUUGUUUUCGGAAGUCUCGGGGCCUUUUGGAAAGAGUUUAUGGAGAAUGUGAGGUGGGGAAGUUGAUUUAUGAGGCGGUUAGAGUGUUUGAUUCCAGAGAUGGGGAGGUUGUUGAGAAAUUCUCGGAGUUUGUUGGAGGGAGUGAGAGGUUGUUGGAUUCGGUUACGGUGAGUGAGAAGUUAGUUGAGGAUGUGGAGAAGUUUGUUGAAGUGAUGGAUGAGGUUUCUGGCGGGGCGUUUUUGAGGGGGGAGGAGAGUAAGUUAGGGGAGGAAUGGGUGGAAUUUGAGUGGUUGAAGGGGAAGGGGUAUUACGGGAUUGAGGCGUAUGUGGUUAAUAGGUUAGAGGUGGCGUUGAGGCUUUCAUGGAUGAAUUGUAGUAGUGGGAAGAAGAGAGGGGUGAAAUUGAAGGAGAAGGUGAGUUUGUCGGGUGUGGCGGCGAAUGUGUUUUGGAGGAAAAAGGGGUGUUUGGAUUGGUGGGGGAAGUUGGAUUUUGCGACGAAGGAGAAGAUUUUUCGAACAUUUGUUGGAAAAGCUGCGAAAUUGAUGACUCUUGAAAUUUUGAAGACUACCAAAAUUCACAUGGAGGGUGGCAUGCGGCCAUCUAUGACAAAGGCUAAACUUCCUUCAAGUUAUGACAAAGCAGUAUUACGUCAAAAGUCAAGUUACGUGCCUCAAGGAUCAGUUGCAGAUUUCAACUCAACUCUGACUUCUGGAUUUGUUUCUGGAACAGCCUCUUCUUCUGUAGAAUAUAUAUGCAGAUGUUUGUCUAUACUUCAAGAUAUCUCUGCCCUGUUAUUAUCGUGCAAUCUUAGUAGUGAACAUGCUAAUGAGGAAUUAUUCUUUAGCUCAUUAGGUUCUGUUAAUUCUACCUCUAAUUUUGUAUUUAGGAAACUGAGAGGGUUGCUCAUGGUUGUUUCACUAGAUUGUACAAAACUAGAAUUAUUUGAAGAGGUAAAUGGGAAGUGUUCUACUAAGAAAUGCACUGAAAAAUCUAGUGCUACUAGUCGUAGGAAGAAAGGAAAAAGCCGAAAUACGAAAAAGGUCUCUUCUGUCAGAUCUUCCAUUGAUGAUCCUAAACUGGAUAAUUCUUCCAAGGUUGAGGGAUGUGAAUUGACCUAUAGUGAGAACAUAGACAUGUGUCAGAUCAAUGCUUUGGCUAGUGUGAUUCAAGAAAAGGAUCCAAAUAGGGAGACUUCUUUGUCAGCAGUUGACAUGGAACACACUCAGAAAUCUCUUAGUGGAAAUGCCCAGAACUCUGGCCUGAAGAAUAAGAAAAGGAGCAACAAACAUAAAAACUCUUGGUUAAGUAGUGAUGCUAAAGUUGAAAAUUCUCGAAGAAAAUCAAAGAAAGUUUCAGCUGAUUGUGUUAUUUUAGAAGACAUUCCUGGUGAUGCUUCAGUUAAGGAGAAGAGCACAGUACCAAAUCCAAGCACCGGUAAAAGGGAUCUUAGUGAAGAGGUCGAUGCAGUGCAAGGCAUUCAAAUUGAGAAUGAUUGUGUUCCUAGUGCUGCUAGCUGUCAAAGUAGUACAGAAGACCAUCAACCUUCAGUAACCAUGAAUGAAGUUCUCUUUCCAAGAUUAGAAAGUAUUAAUUCUUCUGAUUCCAUUUUUUCUCCUGUGAUCCCAACAUCUGAGUGUUGUACCAUUCCUAGAAGUGAAGAUGUUAAUGCUAGAAAUUUUGGACAUAAAACUGAAGCAGUCACAAUAUCAGCUUUUCCUAAAGAAGGGUUAGGAGUUGCUGAUCCAGUAGAGAUCACCAGGACUCAGGAGCAAGAUGAGUCUAGCAUUUGUAGUCAUGGAAACACGGUUUCUGCUGGUUUCCCUCCAUACGAGUGGCCCAGUGUAGCUCCUUUUCACUUUCCAUCUGUUAAUACACAUCUUCCAGCUACAACAGAUAGAUUGCAUCUGGAUGUUGGUCACAACUGGAAAAACCACUUCCACCAACCGUUAGUGCAAACAGUGCAUCAGGUGAGGAAAUCACCAAUUGAAAAUGGGUGCAAUGGCAUCCUCUCUCGCCCUAUGUCAAUGAGCUUAGAUUGGCCUCCUAUGGUACGAAAUUUUAGUGGAUUAAUUCCGUCAAUGACGUAUAGUUAUGAUACUGGGUUUAUACCAAUGCGGCAACCAUCUUUUCAGCAGAGCUUUACUGCACAAAGCUUGCAGCAUAGUGCAAGUAAUUUUGAUGAUGAGAGGCUGUACUCUGGAGAUUCCAUGGAUAUUUCCGAUAAAACAAAUUCACAAGAACCAGCAGAUGAGAAUGAAAAUCAUUGGAUAUCUGAAGAAGAUAUUGAGGUACACGCAGUUACUGGGAUGGAUUACAGUCAGUACUUUGGUGGAGGUGUGAUGUACUGGAAUCCUUCUGAUCGUACAGGUACCAGUUUCUCUCGCCCUCCUUCUCUUAGUUCUGAUGAUAGCUCAUGGGCUUGGAGGGAAGCAGAUAUGAACACCACUGUUGAUGAUAUGGUUGCCUUCUCUUCAUCCUUUAGUACUAAUGGUUUGGCGUCUCCAUCUACUGCUUCCUUUUGCUCACCUUUCGAUCCUAUGGGGCCAGCACACCAGGCUCUUGGUUAUGUGAUACCGGGAGGUGAUGUAGCAGGAAAAGUGCUUCACUCCUCAUCAACAAUGUCAGAUGUAGCAGCAGAGGAGAUUGCCUCUGCCUCUUUGUCCAGUUUACCUAGCGACACUGAAGCAAUGACAAAUGAGUCUCUUCCUUACCCAAUUCUUCGACCAAUUAUCAUUCCAAGUAUCUCACGAGAAAGAUCAAGAUCAGAGUUUAAACGCAGCCAAGAUCAUAAAAGCUCGUGUGUUCCAAACAGAAGGGAUCAACCUCGAAUCAAACGGCCGCCUUCACCUGUGGUACUUUGUGUUUCACAUGCUCCUCAUCUACCUCCACCUUCUCCUGUUAGUGAGUCUAGAAAACACAGGGGUUUCCCUACUGUGCGAUCUGGUAGCUCUAGCCCAAGGAACUGGGGAGUGCGAGGCUGGUUCAAUGAUGGAAUCAGUUUUGAGGAGUCUUGUAUGCGCAUGGAUGGAAGUGAAGUGGUCUGGCCUUCUUGGAGAAGUAAUAGUCUCUCUUCGCGUCAGUUGAACCAACCUCUAGCAGGGACCUUGUUGCAGGACCGCCUGAUUGCAAUCUCCCAGUUAGCUCGGGAUCAGGAACAUCCAGAUGUUGCGAUUCCCUUGCAACCCCCUGAAUCAUUGAAUUCUUCUUCAAGGAAAUCUUCUCUUUCUUUGAUGCACAAUCUCCUUCAUGAUGAAAUUGAUUCCUUCCACAAGCAGGUUAUUGCAGAGAAUUUGGUUAAUAAGCCUUACAUCAAUUGGGCUGUCAAGCGUGUUACACGAUCUCUCCAAGUCUUAUGGCCCCGGUCCAGGACUAAUAUCUUUGGCUCAAAUGCAACUGGCUUGGCUCUUCCAACAAGUGAUGUUGACCUUGUAGUUUGUCUCCCUCCAGUUAGAAACUUGGAACCCAUAAAAGAAGCUGGAAUCUUAGAGGGACGCAAUGGAAUCAAAGAAACUUGUCUCCAGCAUGCAGCUAGGUAUCUUGCUAAUCAGGAGUGGGUUAAAAGUGAUUCUCUCAAGAUUGUGGAAAAUACUGCUAUACCCAUAAUCAUGGUUGUGGUGGAAGUUCCCUGUGAUCUUGUAGUGACCCAUCUACCAAUUUCGAAGGAAGAGCAGCCAAUUCAAGUUUCUAAUGAACAUGACAAGAUUUCUUCAACAGACACUGAUGUUUCAGAAAGCUCUGUUCUACUAGAGCGUUCUAACAUGAAUAAUGCCAAAGGGAAGACCAAAUCAGUUCGUCUUGAUAUUAGUUUCAAGUCAUCAUCUCAUACAGGACUCCAAACUACAGAACUGGUGAAAGAGCUAACUGAGCAAUUUCCUGCCGCCACGCCACUUUCGAUGGUCCUAAAGCAGUUCUUGUCAGAUCGCAGCCUUGAUCAAUCCUAUUCUGGUGGCCUUAGUUCAUACUGUCUGAUAUUAAUGAUCACACGUUUUCUUCAGCACGAGCAUCACCACGGGCGAUCCAUUAACCAAAAUUUUGGAGGCCUUUUAAUGGAUUUUCUCUAUUUUUAUGGGAAUGUCUUUGAUCCACGCCAAAUGCGGAUUUCAGUUAGAGGAAGUGGGGUUUACAUAAAUAGGGAGAAAGGAUACAGCAUUGAUCCAAUAUAUAUUGAUGAUCCUCUUUUCCCUGCAAAUAACGUGGGAAGGAACUGCUUUAGGAUACAUCAGUGUGUUAAGGCAUUUGCAGAUGCUUAUGUGAUUCUGGAUGAUGAGCUAACAUCUCUUCCCAGUGAUGGUGAUACAAGUGCUAACUGUCCAUGCAAUCUGCUACACAAAAUUAUUCCAUCCAUAACAAUUUUGAAUGUCUCGUAGGCCUAUAUACUCCCGAGGUACCCUAAAACUUUCAGUUGAUUGUUGGUAAAACCUCCCUGUACCAGUAGCAUACUUGGCUUGGGAAAGGAUUUGCAUUUCAUUCAUCCCUAUCUCCUACCCUCUGCAAGCUUUGAGAAUGAAGCUAUGAUUUACAAGAUUAACGACGACAUGAAAUCUGUGAAGGAAGGCACUGGUCAGCAUCAGUACCCAGUGGGAUAAAAGCCAGGAAGGCUGUUUGUUAAGGGAAGUAUCUGUGACAUAUUCACGUUCGAAGCGCUGGAAUGAGAAUUUCUUCAAUUCUUUUAAUAUUACAUGCAAAGCCCUGGAAUGUGAUGUUCUUCAAUGCUUUGAAUCUAACCCUUCCUAAUAAAAGCCUUGCAGGGUGCUAAUUGCUGAAAAGGAUCUCUGGUUUGCAGAGCAUUUCAAAACAGGUUCUUUCCCCUUUGUGUGUGUGUGUGUGGGGGGGGGGGGGGGGGGGGGGGGGGAUGCUUGUUCACGCAUUGUGACGGGGCCAAUGGAAAGGAAGGUGUUGAAAAAGGUGAGUUGUGGCUUGGCUUCCAUUAUGCGAGAGGGACCAAUCAGGCUGGAGUGCUUUGGAGUGGAUAGAAUGACAAGGAAAUGUAGUGGGCCUAGUGGCUGCUUGUCGGGAUUAUUGCAUGAGGAGAUGAAUGCUGAGAGUUUGAACAAAAGGAUCCCCUUAAUUUUGUACCAACAAAGAGAAUUUCAAGUACUCCAGCAAGCAGCCUUAAUUUUCUACUGACAGAGAAUUCCAACUUUUCAAGUACUCGAGCAAGCAAGUUUUGGUGAAAAAAGGCAUAUUACUGGACACGUGCUGCAAAGACAGGUCCGUGUUUGGUCAACUAAUAAAGUAAUCAGCCAUCAUAAGAUUAAGGUCCGUGUUUGGUCAACUAAUAAAGUAAUCAACCAUCACUGUGUCAACUAGGCACUUUCUGUUUCUUUUGGCCAUGCUUUCCUAGUAUUUUGCCAACCUUAGAUAAGUGUCCAACUCUAGUUCGGAUAAAAUCUUUGUAUAUGUAAUAAUAGGUCAACAUCUUUGAGUAUAGUAAAUCUUCUUAUGAACCAUGUGCAAAUUAUAUCAGAGUUUCACCUUAUAAUGGUACCCAACCAAAAAAGACGGGGUGUUUUUGUUA